AUGGAAGAGUACACCAGAGAGCCAUGCCCAUAUCGUAUCGGAGAUGACAUCGGAUCAGCUUUUGCAAUGGGUCUGGUUGGAGGAUCUAUUUUCCAAGCUUUCGGAGGAUACAAAAAUGCUGCCAAAGGAAAAAAGAUGGUUGGCAUGAUGCGUGAAAUCAGAAUGAGAAGCACAUUGACUGGAGUUCAAUUCGCUGCUUGGGGAGGAAUGUUCAGUACCAUCGACUGUUGUCUUGUUGCCAUUCGCAAGAAGGAAGAUCCAAUCAAUUCUAUCGUCUCUGGAGGACUGACUGGAGCUCUUCUAGCUAUUCGUUCAGGACCAAAGGUUAUGGCAGGAAGUGCCAUUCUUGGAUCAGUUAUUCUGGCUAUGAUCGAGGGAGUCGGUUUGGUUACGACACGGUGGAUGGGUGCAAUGAUGGACCCAACACAGCCACCUCCGGAAGCUCUCGACGAUCCUCGUAGUCUGGGACAAAAAAGCCAAGCAGAGCCCGGUCUCGAUCAAUCCAGACCGUUCGGAAUUCCAACUGGACUACCAAAUCUUUCAUAG
This is a messenger RNA of Caenorhabditis briggsae, 546 nucleotides long. Gene Ontology annotation, molecular function: transmembrane protein transporter activity. Gene Ontology annotation, cellular component: TIM23 mitochondrial import inner membrane translocase complex; mitochondrial inner membrane. Lineage: Eukaryota; Metazoa; Nematoda; Chromadorea; Rhabditida; Rhabditidae. The transcript is spliced from 5 exons. The coding region runs from base 1 to 546 and encodes 181 amino acids. Gene Ontology annotation, biological process: protein import into mitochondrial matrix. The record is from RefSeq and is a predicted model, not a curated record.